UCAAUUUCAAUCUCAAAAUAUUUAAUGAUUGCUGAAGAAAAUUUCUUCGUAUUUCAUAUAUUUCAGUCGCUAAAUAAUUAUGAAUAUGAUAAAGCUAUUGUCAUAACCGAGCAUCUAUUUGCAGAAAAUCCGAAUGAGAAAAAUUUGUUUUUAUUAUGCACAUCUUACUAUAGGAAAAAUUAUUAUAAAUUGGCUUAUAAUCUAUUUGAAUAUAAUCAUAAAUAUGUGUCAAGCUUUUUGCCUAAUAAAUUUUUAAAGGCUAGAAUUGCAUAUGAAUUACAGUAUUAUGAUAAAAUUGAAUCUAUCCUAUUUAGCAAUAAAAAGGAAAUUAAGCAAUGCAAAAAUUAUAAAAUUGAAGAUAUUGAAAAUUUAAUUGUUGAAUCAUCAAUUUAUAGAAGUAAAUUAUUUCCCAAUGAUAUCAUUGAUUUUAUUUUUGACUUCAAUAUAAGUCAAAUUUUAAAUUUUUUGGGAUCUUUUUAUAUAAAGCAAUGCAAUUAUAUAAAGGCAAAGAAUUGUUUACUUAAAAGUUAUGAAUUAGAUACAUUUCUAAAUUGGGAUGCCAUUAAAUUAUUGCAUCGAUUAUAUUUAGUUGAUACUGAUUUGAUAACGAAUCAGUCAAAGUUAAACCAUUUAUAUGAAAUAGGAAUUUUACCACCCAAUUUUCUCAAGAUUGCAAAUAAUAGUUUAUAUAUCACUAAUAAUAACAAAGACAGUAGUUUUAUACUUAAUGAAAAAUUAAACAUAAAUUUAUCACCUAAAACAGAAAUGUUAUCACCCCUAAAAACAAGUGAUGCAUCUGAUAAGGAAAAUAAAACAAAUAAUAAUAAAAAUAUCAUGACUAACAAAUUAAAAGCUCCAAAAAAGGUGAAAGUUAAACAUCAAAUAUCCCAUAGGAAAUGUAAAUUAUCCAAAAUUGAUCAGAAAAAUAUGUUAGAAAAGAUUUGUACUCCACAAACUUCUUUAUAUUUAACUAACGAACCAGAAAUCCCUAUUAACACACCUCCAUUUAUUGAUAUAGGAAAUCAAUAUGAUAAAUUAAUUAUAUCAAACGUUAAUUUGGAUAACAAAAUAACUCCUCCUUUUCAGGCAUAUAAUCUUGAUACUUUAGGUACAGGUACUACAAUGAAUGCAUUCCAUUAUAAUACUGUUACAUUGAAUAGUGAUAAAUUACUGAAAAAUAAUAAAGCUCAAAGGGUUACAAAUAACAAGAUCAACCCUAAAAAAUUAAACAAAAUAAAAAGUCAUCCAUAUAAAUGUUAUACAAAUGAAGUUCGCAAAAAAUUUUCUGACAAUUCAGAAUCCCUUACUUUGGAUAAAGUUAUUGAUUCAUUCGGAAAAGUCGAUUCAUAUUCUAAGAAUGAACAAAAAAUUACACAAACUAAUUUUAAAAAUGCAAAAAGAAGGAUUAUUCUUAAAGAUAAUAAUGAAACUAAUCUAUUUAAAGCAUUAGAUUUUAAAACUAAUAUUAAAUCAAAUACACUUGCUAGGAUUGACAAAUGCAAUCAAACUGAAAAUCUCAAUUAUGUUAUUGAAGGAGGACAUCUUAUUAGAAAUGUAGCUCAAGCUCUCAAUAUAAUAUCUCGAGCUCACUCUUACCUGUCGAGAUAUGAAACUGCGGAAGCACUGAAUGCAUUCCAACAAUUAGUUUCCGCCCACCAUGACCUUCCUUACGUGCUCUGUCUCAUAGCCAAAACCUAUUACGAAAUGACUGAUUACCACAAAGCAUGCGUCCUUUACGAAAAAGCGAUUAAACAGCGCCCUUUCAACAUAGACGGCUGCGAGAUUUAUAGUUCCUGUUUAUGGCAUUUGAAGAAACAUUACGAGCUAUCGGCGUUAGCUAGCGUUCUAUCCAAGGAAUACCGUUCCUCGCACGUGACUUGGUGCGUAGUGGCGAAUUGCUUCGGACUAGCUGGGGAUCACGAGCAGGCCAUCAAAUCUAUCAAGAGAGCUAUACAAUUGAAUCCUGAAAUGCCUUACGCUUACACUGUGCUGGGUCAUGAAUAUGUUAGCUCGGGAGAUUUAGAAAUGGGUAAUAUAGCCUUCCAAAACGCCAUCAAAAUCGACCAAAAUCAUUAUAACGCUUGGUAUGGAUUAGGUAUGGUAUCCUUCAAAUCUGAGAAAUAUCAAAAAUCAGAAUAUUAUUAUAAAAAAGCUUUAUCGAUAAAUCCAAAACGGGCUAUUAUGAUGUGCCAUCUUGGAAUAGUUUAUAAACAACUUUGUAAGUACGAUCAGGCCAUGAAAUGUUUCGAUGACACGUUGAAGAGUGAUCCAAAGCUAAUUUUAGCAAAAUUUUAUAGGGCCGAAUUGCUUUUAAAUCACCAAAAAAAUUACAACGACGCUUUAAGGGAAUUGAUGGAAUUGAGUCAAUUAGCCCCUGAUGAGUCUAAAAUUUACCAUUCCAUUGCUAAGGUGCAUGAAAAAAUGGGUCGUAAGAUAGAAUGUUUAAAAUAUCUAGACUGGGCCCUGUGCAUGGAACAGAGGCAUCAACGUGGAAAAAUUGGUCCCAAUACUAUAGGUAAUUUUUCGAACAAGGACAAGAUUAGACAAGAUAUUGAUAGGAUCACCACCUCUUUAGAAAUAAACCUUCAUUCUACGGAUCUUAUAACACAAAAUACAAUUGAGGGUAGUCAAAACUAUUCUUUCGCCAAUAAUGAAGAAUUGAGACUUGACGAAACGUCCGAAUCGAAAAACUCAUAUUUAAUGCAACACAAUUCUGGCGUAUUUGAGCCUAAUAUAAAAAUUGCGAGUCAUUUAUUGUUAUCAAAUGGGAACGACAGCGAGCUGAUACCUAACUUGCAAGCUCAUUUAUCCCUUGUAUUAGAUAAUCUACAUGAUAAACAUAACCAUAACUAUAAAAUUUUAAAACCAAUUAAGAAUAGUUGCGAUAUUAGUUCAAAUAAUGAUAAUAGUGUUAAUGAGUGUUCGUUGGAUUAUAACUUUAAUUCUAAUCAGAUAGCUUCUAGUUCAAGAUACAUGGAGCUAGAUUAAAUGAAGGAAUAUUUUAUUAUUAUGAUUAUUAGAUAGCAAUGCUA
This is a messenger RNA of Gordionus sp. m RMFG-2023, 3032 nucleotides long. Its product is annotated as cell division cycle protein 27 homolog. The transcript is spliced from 7 exons. Gene Ontology annotation, molecular function: protein binding. Gene Ontology annotation, biological process: anaphase-promoting complex-dependent catabolic process; protein ubiquitination; metaphase/anaphase transition of mitotic cell cycle. The record is from RefSeq and is a predicted model, not a curated record. Bases 25 to 2988 code for a protein of 987 amino acids. Gene Ontology annotation, cellular component: cytoplasm; anaphase-promoting complex. Lineage: Eukaryota; Metazoa; Nematomorpha; Gordioida; Chordodea; Parachordodidae.